CAUAAAAUGCAUUAUUAAACUAGCACGGCAAAUGACUUUAAAAUCUUUCAAACAAGUUUCCCAAAUGAUUUGUGGACACACAUAGAAUCAUAGAUACAAUUUACAAAUGCCGAAUUUAACAUUAUAAGUAAUUGGUUUGGAUAGAUUCCCGAUAAGAUGUUCAAGUCCGCUUAUUACUAUUAUUUGGUGUGUGAGGUCACAUUAACCAUAGCCUUAAAAAGUCAGAUUAGUAUGGCAUUCGCCUCUUUUUUUCUUUUUUUUUCUUGAUAUUUUUUACAUUAAGGGGAAUGAGUUGGCUUUAGCUUCACAAUGUGCUAGCAAUAAUGUGGUUCAAAUUCGCAUUUGGCGAGAAUCGAAUCUAUAAAACCUCUUACUUAGAAAAAAUAAGAAUACCACUAGACCGUAAUACUAAGUGGCUCCUCUAUUAGUCACUAGCAAACAAAACAAUUGGCGAAGUUAGUAGAGUAUCAAUUGAGGAAAUAAAAAAAAUAAAAAAUAAAAAAAGUCAUAGACUCAUAGCACAAUAGAUAUAUAAAAAACGGUUAUUGUUGAUUUGGCCUCAUUAGCCCUUAUUGCAAGGUAUUUUGUCUACAAAUAUAGUGUAGUUGUAGGUAAAUGUAUCAGCAAUGUUCAUCCCCAAGUAGUUGAAGCUGCAACAACAAUAAACAUAGACGGUCAAUCAAAAAGAUGUUAAUUUGUUAUCGUGUCGUGCAUGCUUUUGCAACGUGUAAGAGAGACGUUUCAAAAAUAAAUAGGUUACCAUCCACCAACCUGUUUGAGAAAGAGCCCAAUUGCUGUCGUCACCACUGACUUGCCAAGCAAAGUAUCUCGUUCCAACAGAAUCGAAGUAGCUAGCGUUUAUUUCUAUGGUAUCCAAAAAUAUUUCCCACCGGAUCCUCUUCAUCUUCCUUAUUUCUUGUAAUUUUUCAUUUUCUUCUGCACAAACUUGGAUUCAAGCUGGUUACUGGCACACGGGCAGCCACGUUCCUUUACCGGAGGUAAACUCUGCCUUGUUCACACAUCUUAGUUGUGCUUUUGCCAACGUGAAUUCCCCCACCUACCAGCUCUCCAUCCCUUCUGCUCAUGAACAAAACUUCUCAAGCUUCACCGAUAUUGUCAAGCGCAAAAACCCAUCAAUCACAACGCUCCUAUCCAUAUGGGACGGAGAAACAGCAGCAAGUCAGCUAAUUUUGGGUCAGAGAGCAAACUUUUCAGUCUAGUCUAAAAUGCUCGAAAUUCCUUCGAAUAGAAAGUCUUUCAUUGAGUCCUCCAUCGAAGUGGCAAGACGUUAUGGCUUUCAAGGUAUAGACUUACUCUGGCCUUGGCUUAACACAGCCUCAGGUACGAUCACUAUGGAAAAGCUACUGGAUGAGUGGCGAGCUGCUGUGACUUCUGAGGCAAGAAACUCUGGUCUGCCACGAUUAAAAUUGACAAUGGCGGUUAGGUAUAUUCCCACUUUUGAAUCGUUCAUUUAUCCGGUUGAAUCUAUGAAAAGGAAUUUGGAUUGGGCGCAUGUUGUUGCGUAUGACUACCAUCUGCCUUUAAAGGAGAAUUUUAUUGGUGCUCAUGCUGCCUUUAAAGGACAAUGCUGGAAGUUUAUUCCAUGCUCAAAUCUGACACUCAAGCCGUUCCAACUUCUACAAAGGCGGCUUGCUCAGUAAAAAAUUACGAUAAUGUGGACAACAUAUGUACGCCGCAGCCAGUAAGUUGUUCGCUUAAUAAUGCUCAGAUCUCCGAACUGCAACCCCGAUGAAAAUGCAGGCUUGACUGAAAAUGCAGGCGCGGUUGAGAAGCUAAUCUUGUUCCUUCUUACAUUUGUAUUGGAAGUAGUCCAGUGGUUAUUAGGGUUUCCUGAAUACUAGGGUAGGUUUACGGUAAUACUAGACAAUAGGGGGAUUGGUCAACUAUUCUUCUUUGUUCUUUCUGGGUAUUGAUUGUCCCUAGGUGGUUAAGAGUCCGGUUUAUCUUUGGGCUGUCAAUCUUCUUAAUCUUAGUUGUCAAGUCCCUUAAUUCAAGGAGUUGUUAUUUGUCUUCCCUAAGCCACAUGUUGUGGCGUAAUUCAAGGAGUCAAUCUCCUUAUAUAUUGUUGUACAAUUGUAAAGAACUCAUGAUGGAAAUACAAUACAACCUUUGAAAA
Molecule: messenger RNA, 2137 nt
Organism: Pyrus x bretschneideri (Chinese white pear)
Lineage: Eukaryota; Viridiplantae; Streptophyta; Magnoliopsida; Rosales; Rosaceae
Product: class V chitinase-like
Biological process (GO): carbohydrate metabolic process; chitin catabolic process
Cellular component (GO): extracellular region
Molecular function (GO): chitin binding; chitinase activity
Source: RefSeq, a predicted model, not a curated record